AUGGCACCGACACAACACGCCAUGUUCACGUCAAGUUCUGAUAGUAACGAUUCGCCAAUACCAAAUACGAGAUGGAAUGAGAAAAGAGCCUGGCUGCGUCAAAGUCGUGACUUUCCAGAGCCCGGACCUCCUCCUGAUGGUGGCUGGGAAUCAUGGAGCCAGGUACUGGGCGGCUUCAUCGUUGUUUUCCUCUGCUGGGGCUUCAUAUUGAGCUUUGGGCUCUUCCAGACCUUCUAUGCCUCUCAGGACUACAUCGAUGCUUCGCAAUCGGCAAUUUCAUGGAUUGGCUCAAUACAAAUAUUCCUGCUGAUGGCUAUUGGUGCUUAUUCGGGUUCUGCUAGCGACAGCGGGUACUUUCGCCUGACAACCAUCGUGGGCCAAUGCCUUUUUGUGUUCGGUAUCUUCAUGACAAGUGUCAGUCGCGAGUACUAUCAACUGGUGCUUUCACAUGGGGUAACAACCGGAAUAGGAAUGGGUUUGUUUUUCAUCCCCACUAUGUCUGUUGUGUCGACGUACUGGACUUCCAAGCGCAAGAGUCUAGCAAUUGGCUGCAUGUUGUGUGGUGCAGCUGUUGGAGGCAUGCUUCUCCCGACCAUGUUCAACAGUUUGCUGCCACGUAUCGGAUUCGGAUGGACCUUGCGAACGUUCGGAUUCAUUGCGGCUGUUCUCUUCGGCUGUGCUCAGGUAUUGCUGAAGAAGCGACUGCCACCCAAGGAUGAGGUUCGCAUCCUCGAUUUCGAGGCACUGAAAGACCUCAAGUUCAUCUUGUUUGUCGUUGGUUCGUUUCUCAACUUUCUCGGCCUAUACUUUGCCUUCUUCUUUAUUGGCUCUUACGUCCGGAAUGUACUUGGAGUAUCUUUCUCGAGAUCGAACAUGAUACUUCUUGUAAUCAAUGGCACUGGCAUUCCAGGACGGCUCAUACCGAUGUGGUUGGCAGACCAGCGGCAGUGGACGGGUAUACGUCCCGUCACAGUCCAGAUUCCACUCAAUCUUGCAACUAGCAUAUUGCUUUUUGCGUGGAUUGCAGUAAAGGACGAAAGCUCGGCUUACAUCUUCGCGGCGUUCUAUGGCUUUGCCGCAAACGCAGUACAGUCGUUGUUUCCUGCGACUUUGGCUGACAUGACCUCGGAUCCAAGAAAAAUUGGUGCACAAAUAGGCUGGGGGUUUACCAUCUCCAGCUUCAGUUGUUUGACAGGUAAUCCAAUUGGUGGCAUCUUAGUUCAAGCGGAUGGUGGCGAGUAUACUUAUGCCCAGAUCUAUGCUGGGAUUUGCACGAUGUGCGGGUGUGCUGUCGUGACAGUGGUGGCUUGGCUCCGCAUAAAAGAGCAGCAGAAGAUCGAUGCCGGAUGA
Lithohypha guttulata is the source of this 1350-nucleotide messenger RNA. RefSeq lists its product as uncharacterized. Bases 1 to 1350 code for a protein of 449 amino acids. The record is from RefSeq and is a predicted model, not a curated record. Gene Ontology annotation, molecular function: transmembrane transporter activity. Gene Ontology annotation, cellular component: membrane. NCBI's taxonomy places the organism in Eukaryota, Fungi, Ascomycota, Eurotiomycetes, Chaetothyriales, Trichomeriaceae. The transcript has a single exon. Gene Ontology annotation, biological process: transmembrane transport.